This is a messenger RNA of Effrenium voratum, 1833 nucleotides long. Lineage: Eukaryota; Dinophyceae; Suessiales; Symbiodiniaceae. The record is from the annotation of a GenBank genome assembly.
AUGACUCCUGAUGACCUCGGCCAGCUGUCGGAGACAAGCCAGGCCAUGGGCAAGCCCAAGUAUGUGGGACAAGGAGAUCGAUUCAUGAUCAGGUUUUCUGGCCAGGAGAAGGUGGAGAUGCAGGCUCCACUCCAGGUGCCGGUGAAGCGCUGCGGUUCCCGGGACCUCGCACUGCGCGUGGCGGAGCUGUGCUACGAGCAGCUGGAGCUUGGGCGCACCAAGGCAGAGGCAAUGGAAUUCCGAGACAGCCUGCUGGGGCAGUGCAAGGAGCUGAGCCCAGGCAAGAGCCCGGGCAAGAGCCCGGCGAAGAGCCCCGCAGAGCCUGCAAAGGAGGACAUCCAGAUCGCUGAUGCCCAGGCAGAGGACCUGGCCUCUCGCGCCAUUCGCAUGGCGGCGGAAGCGGCGCGGGCCGCGGCUUUGGCCGUGAGCAAGCUCACCGCCCCGGCAGUUGCUCCGGUGGAGGUGGAGGAGGUGGAGGAUGGGCAACAGGACUCGCUCAAAAAGAAGAAGCGGGUUCUGUUCAACGACGGCCGGAUCGAGGGCCGAGCCUCGGGCCUGCCGAACGCCUCCAUCAAUGGGGUCUACGUGGCCAAGGACAAGACGCAGCUUUUCCACGGCCGCCGUUGUUGGGAGAAGCUCGGGGCUUCUCCCGCAGAGCACCGGCGCCUCUUCUACAGCGCGCCCUUGGCCAAGUGGAAGAUCUGUGAGCGCUUUGACGACACUGCGCCGGUGAUCGCUUACGCGCCGGUGGAUACCUUGGGCCACCUUCCGCCUGCAGGACCCGAUGUUCAGUGGUACGUCUUCGACGGCAGCUCCCACGUGCUGGACCCGGCGGUCCACUUCCUGGAGCAGCAGCCGAGCUCGAAACGCCAGAAGCCCUCAGAGCCCAAAGCCAAGGACUUCGAAAUGUCUCAGCUGGAACUGGCGGAAUUGCACUACAAGCAGUGCCUGGAGAUGUACCAGGUGGGCAAGAAGAUGAGUCCGCAAGAUGCGUCGUCGGCGGCGGUGAUUUUGGGCCGUGUGGUGUCCAAAAAGAAUUACCUCAUCAACGGCGUGUACCUCCAACGUGCUGGAAAGUUUCAUGGCGCUUUGUGCUACCAGAAGAUCAGCGCGAACGACAAGGGCCACAAGUUCUUGCUCUUCUCAGCCACCAAGUCAUCCUGGAGGAUCACUGACAAGAUCCAGGACCAGCAGAGCUUUGCUUAUGCCAGAGUCGAGGACCGCGGAGUGGAUUCCCCCGCGGAUCUGCCGCGAGGCUACCUGAUUUGGAAGGUCUACCAAAGCAGAGAGGUGGGCUAUGUCAAGGAUGACGAGGUGUACUGCUGCAGGCUCGACCUAGACGCCCUACUGGCCCGGGCCGAAAGAGCCAAAGCGGCGCUGGAGGCUUGCAAAAUGAGCGAGGAGCCAGAGCCCUUGUCCGACGCGCCAUCCGUGCGGGUGGCUGCGGCCUUGGCAGAGACAAAGACAGAUGCUGCAGGUCGACGAUUCCGGGCGGCGCAAAAGACAGCUGAAGGAGCCGCCGAAGACUUUGUGGUGCGCACGCCGCCGGAGUCCAACUCGGGGCAUGCCGGACAUGGGAGCUUGAGUGCGCAGCCAAAGGGCCUGCUGGUGAGCUCCGACGAGGAAGAAGGUGUGGUGGUCGUGGAGCCCCGGCGUCAGGAGCCGAGGACGGAGAAGCCCACUGUACGGGUCAUUGUCAAGUCUUUGGCAGACCUGGAGGGGCCCAAGCCCAAGGUGCUAUGGCCAAAGAGAGCCUGCGCCAAGAUGCUGGUGCGAGCUGGCUCCCGCUGCAGCUGCUGCUUCAGGCCCAUUGAUUGGUGUGAGAAGCGCUGA